Zophobas morio is the source of this 3907-nucleotide messenger RNA. It is a transcript of the gene Ctr9, whose product is annotated as RNA polymerase-associated protein CTR9 homolog. Gene Ontology annotation, cellular component: Cdc73/Paf1 complex. The record is from RefSeq and is a predicted model, not a curated record. Gene Ontology annotation, biological process: regulation of DNA-templated transcription; transcription elongation by RNA polymerase II. The transcript is spliced from 10 exons. The coding region runs from base 126 to 3818 and encodes 1230 amino acids. Gene Ontology annotation, molecular function: RNA polymerase II complex binding. Lineage: Eukaryota; Metazoa; Arthropoda; Insecta; Coleoptera; Tenebrionidae.
UGAUGUAUGUUUUGUUGUGGCUUGUGGCUGUUUGUGGCACUCAAAUUAUUCCCAGUGAAUGAUUAUUUUUAAAAUGUGGUUUAUAUAAUUUUUAAUCACACUCAAAGAUUUUACAAAUCGGUAAAAUGACGACGACAAUCGAAAUUCCUCUCCGGGACACGGACGAGGUUAUAGAACUUGAUUCUGACCAGCUACCUGAUGGCGAUGAAGUCUUGGGCAUUUUACGACAGGAAAACACCCAGCUAUCCAUUUGGGUUAACCUUGCGCUGGAAUAUUACAAACAAGGUAAAAUUGAAGAUUUCAUUAAGAUCCUCGAAGCCUCCAGAACGGACGCCAAUGUGGACUAUCGCGACUAUGAAAAGGAUCAGAUGCGAGCGCUUGAUAUGCUCGCAGCUUAUUAUGUUCAAGAAGCCAAUCGUGAAAAAAAUAAAGACAAGAAACGAGAGCUCUUCACUAAAGCAACGUUGUUGUACACAACUGCAGAUAAAAUUAUUAUGUAUGACCAGAACCAUUUAUUGGGCCGCGCCUAUUUUUGCCUAUUGGAAGGCGAUAAAAUGGAACAAGCAGAUGCCCAAUUCAAUUUUGUGCUAAAUCAGUCGCCAAACAACAUUCCAUCUUUAUUAGGAAAAGCGUGUAUUGCUUACAACAAAAAGGACUUCCGUGGUGCUCUAGCUUUUUACAAAAAAGCGUUAAGAACAAAUCCCAACUGCCCAGCGGCUGUUCGUCUUGGGAUGGGUCAUUGUUUUAUGAAACUAAACAACCAAGAAAAGGCGAGACUGGCAUUUGAGAGGGCUUUACAACUAGAUCCACAGUGUGUAGGAGCUCUUGUUGGUCUAGCUAUAUUAAAAUUAAAUCUGCAACAACCGGACUCAAUCCGCAGCGGGGUUCAGAUGUUAUCCAAAGCUUAUACUAUUGAUUCUUCUAAUCCUAUGGUUCUAAACCACUUAGCAAACCAUUUCUUCUUUAAAAAAGAUUAUAGUAAAGUACAACAUUUAGCACUGCACGCUUUCCAUAAUACCGAAAAUGAAGCAAUGAGAGCUGAAAGUUGUUACCAGUUAGCUCGUGCUUUUCACGUUCAGGGAGAUUAUGACCAAGCUUUUCAAUACUACUAUCAAGCCACACAGUUUGCCCCCACUGCCUUUGUUUUACCACAUUUUGGUUUAGGACAAAUGUACAUCUAUAGAGGUGACGCUGAAAACGCUGCGCAGUGUUUUGAAAAGGUUCUAAAAGCCCAACCAGGUAAUUAUGAAACAAUGAAGAUUUUGGGAUCUUUGUAUGCAAACUCAACAUCUCAAUCAAAAAGGGAUAUAGCGAAAAACCAUCUGAAAAAAGUUACUGAACAGUUUCCUGAUGAUAUCGAAGCGUGGAUCGAAUUGGCCCAAAUUUUGGAACAGUCUGAUCUUCAAGGCUCACUUAAUGCAUAUGGUACAGCCAUACAAAUUUUAAACAAAGAUGUGCAAGCUGAUAUUCCUACUGAAAUUUUAAACAACGUGGGAGCGUUACAUUACAGACUAAACAAUUUAGAAGAAGCAAAAAAGAAUCUUGAAGAAGCAUUAUCUAGGGCUAGAUCAGAAGCAGAACAUGAUCCGCAGUACUACAACUCUAUUUCAGUAACUAUAACCUAUAACUUAGCUAGACUGAAUGAAGCUUUAUGUUUGUUUGAUAAGUCUGAAAAAUUGUACAAAGAUAUUUUAAAAGAACACCCGAAUUAUGUAGAUUGUUAUUUGAGAUUGGGUUGUAUGGCUCGCGAUAAAGGUCACAUUUAUGAAGCUUCUGAUUGGUUUAAGGAAGCUUUGAGGUUUAACACAGAGCAUCCAGAUGCUUGGUCCCUUCUUGGUAACCUUCAUUUAGCGAAAGCUGAGUGGGGACCAGGUCAGAAGAAAUAUGAAAGGAUAUUAAAGAAUCCAGCAACGAGUCAAGAUUCCUAUUCUCUGAUAGCCUUGGGAAAUGUGUGGCUGCAGACUUUACAUCAGCCUACUAAGGAUAAAGAAAGGGAAAAACGGCACCAAGAAAGAGCUUUGUCCAUGUUCAAACAAGUUUUGAAAAUUGACCCCAAAAAUAUUUGGGCCGCUAAUGGAAUCGGUGCUGUUUUAGCUCACAAAGGCGCCGUCAACGAAGCUCGUGACAUUUUUGCCCAAGUCCGAGAAGCGACUGCCGACUUUUGCGAUGUAUGGUUAAACAUUGCGCAUAUCUAUGUCGAGCAAAAACAGUUCGUCAGCGCGAUACAAAUGUACGAAAAUUGCUUGAGGAAAUUUUUCAAAUAUAAUAAUGUGGAAGUGUUGCAAUAUUUGGCCAGAGCAUAUUAUAAAGCUUCUAAAUUAAAAGAAGCCAAAAUGGUUUUGUUGAAAGCUCGUCGCGUUGCACCUCAUGAUACAGUGUUGCUUUAUAAUAUCGCUUUGGUUUUACAAAGAUUGGCAACUUUUAUCUUGAAAGAUGAGAAAUCUACAUUGCAAACUGUUCUUCAGGCUGUCCAUGAACUCGGCUUAUCAUUAAAGUAUUUUACUUAUCUUGCGGAAUUCGGUGAUAAAAUGCGUUACGACGUUACUUUAGCAGCAAUGGAAGCUCGUCAAUGUAAAGAUUUACUGUCACAAGCACAGUAUCACGUGGCAAGAGCACGACGCGUUGACGAAGAAGAACGUCAACUAAGAAGAAAACAAGAAGACGAAAGAACGGCCUUCAAAAUGCGUCAGCUCGAAGAACAGAAGAAAGUCGAAGAGGAAAAGCGCCUGACGAAGGAACAGUUGCUUCAGAAACGUCAAGAAUACAAAGAAAAAACCAAGAACGCUCUUCUGUUCAUGGAAAUUCCAAGCGAAAAAUCCAAAGGCAAAGGACGCGGUCGCAAAGAUCAGUACAUCAGCGAUUCAGGAAGCGAUCGCGAAAAUCAAGAAGGCGGCGAACCGAGAGAAAAAAAAGAUCGCGGUCGGAAGAGACAACGAAGCAGAGACCGCAAACGAAAACGUGGAAGCGGGAGAAAGAGGAGAGAGAAGGGCGGUCAGUCUGACUCAGACAGUGAUAGACCUAAGAAUAAACGUAGCAAGAAGAAGCUUAAAGAACGACGCGGCAAACCAAAAGAUGAAGGUCUCAGUGCCAAACAGAAAAGUAGAAUUGUCUCCAAAGCCACGAUUUCUACAAGCGAGGAUGAUAGUGAUGAUGGCAAACUUAAAAUUGCCAGCGGCGAUGAAAGCGAAGCAGGUGGUCGUGGACGCAAAAGAAAAAUUUCAUCAGGAUCAGAAAGUCGCUCCCGAUCCAGAUCUAGAUCGAAAUCUGGCAGCAGAUCUCGUUCGAGAUCAAGGUCUAAAAGCGGAUCCAGAUCGAGAAGCGGUUCACGAUCACGUUCUAGAUCCAAAAGCGGGUCCAGGUCCAGGUCCAGAUCCAAAAGCGGUUCUCGUUCAAGAUCGCGAAGCAGCUCAAGAUCGAAAAGUGGAUCCAGAUCGAGAUCUAGAAGUAGAUCAAAAUCUAAAUCAAGAAGUCGCUCGCGAAGUGGCUCCAGGUCGAAAAGUAGAUCUAGAUCUAAAAGCGGAUCGCGGUCCAAGUCACGAUCGAGGUCUAAAUCACGAUCGAGGUCUAAGUCACGAUCGCGAUCCAAAUCUCGCUCCAGAUCUAGGUCGAGAAGUCGGUCAAAAUCUGGAUCGAGAUCAAGGUCGCCUUCGAGAUCUAAAUCUAGAUCCCGCAGUAGAUCUGGAAGUGGUUCACCCAGGAAGAGUCCUUCGCCUAGGAAGAGUGCUUCCAGAAGUAGGAGCCGUUCCGCAUCUCCAGAUAAGUCGGGAAGUGAAAGAGGGUCCAGGGCGUCUUCGCCAGCGAAAAGCGGAAGUGAAUAGGUUAAGGUUAGUUAGAUUCCUUAUUAGAAUUAUUGUAUAAAUUGAUUUACAAUAGUGAACAAGUAAAUAAAAACUUUUAUUAAAAGUCA